This is a messenger RNA of [Torrubiella] hemipterigena, 1874 nucleotides long. The record is from the annotation of a GenBank genome assembly. Lineage: Eukaryota; Fungi; Ascomycota; Sordariomycetes; Hypocreales; Clavicipitaceae.
CAGACAGAGAUCCCUCGCCCAUGAUUCAUGCAUACAGCACUACCGGUUUCGGUAGCUAUCUAAAUGACGGCAAUUAGCUGUAACUGUUGCAUUGGCCCUCAAUGGAGCAAACGGCUUCCGCGCUAGAAGACCCAGCCCGAGACGCCCCCGACUUUUCCCCAGAGUCGCUCUCUACGCUAGACGAGUACGCCGCCAACCCACGCUUCAUCGAACUGCAAGAAGAGUUGCGCGGGGUGCUCUUCGCAAGCGCUUCUAGCUAUGAUAUCGGCAGGCAGACGACGCCCGACCCAAAAGAAGCCCGAGGAGAUGAUGCGGUGCACACAAGCUACAGCGACCAUCUCGCCCGGGUAAAUAUCCCCAAGAGCCGACUUAUUCAAUAUAUGCAGAAUUGGGUGGUGGAGUGCGCGCCGUAUCUCGACAAGUUUGAUCAUGAGAAGCAUUUCGGCAUCAGCGUGCCCAUCGUCUCAGAGACGUCGCCGGCUCUUCUGUAUGCGUUGCUUGCCUUUUCUGCGCGGCAGAUGGAGCGCAAGAACAGCUGGACGAAGAACCACGAUAGCCUGGAGCUUUACCAGGAAUCCAUCCGCUUGCUGGCACCAGGCAUGCAAGCUAGGGAUGCCAAUAUGCUUGUUACAGCGUGUAUACUUGCCGUACUGGAGCUUAUGUCUGGCAGCUCCAAGAACUGGCGGCGGCACAUUGAAGGCUGCGCCACGCUGUUUGAUCUGUUCAGAGUCAAUGGCUUCUCCGGCGGCCUUUUGCAGGGUGUUUUUUGGUGCUAUGCUCGCAUGGAGGUGUGCGGCGUCAUCAUCUCAGCCGGCACGCAGAGCACAGUGCUGCCGCUUGGCAAAUGGAUCCCAGAGAAUGAUUCACAGACUGAUCAGGAUGAGUUCGCUGCUAGUUUAUUCUACCGAAUUGGUCGCCAGAACUCAGACAUGCAUGCCAACUGGGCUGUCUACCUCUGUGCUAAAGCAUGCGACCUUUUGUACAAGCGUACGAGGUUCCUGGAGCUGCAGGAGUACUACCACUUCGAGGCGAGGUCGUUUGUGGUCCAGUGGCGACGACUGUGGCACGAUUUGCAGUGCUGGCGCGAGACGCGGCCAGAGUGUAUGCUGCCGACUAUGGUGUCUAAAGAUUGCAAUGGCAUGUUUCCUUCGAUUCUGUUUGCCCAUUGGCCAGCUAUAUCCUGCCACCAGGUAUACCAUGCAGCGUGCAUUAUUGCGCUUGAAAUGCGGCCGAGAAGCGAGGCUAUUCCGUCGCCGUAUGCAUCUCCUGUUUGGCACGCGCGCAGAGUCUGCGGCAUAUCGUUGACCAACCCGCACAAGGCCAGCCUGAUCAACGCCAUCCAACCGCUGUAUUUGGCAGGUAAACUUCUCACCCACAGAAGCGAGCAUUUGCAGAUGGCGAGGCUGCUUAAAAUCAUCGAGCAAACAACCGGAUGGGGCGCUCUGUGGAGGCUGCGAGAUUUGGAGGCAAUCUGGGGCUACCAAACAGGAGAAAUUGCAUCUAUUAUUGUUUAAGGAAUAUAGAUCAAUAUGCUUCAACAUCCUAGCGUACGAUCCGAAUCCCGUCCAGAAGCUCAUGCAUGUAAACGUAGAGUACAGCGCGCUUAGCGCUCAUAUUCCGCGCAAAUCCACAUUCAAGUUCGUAUAGCUAAAGCGCCGGUACAUCGUUUGCUGUUCAUAAGAGCACGCUGUAUGUGAGCUACUAAAGCCCGGCUCCAGUACCAUUAUCGGAGGGCAGAUUCGUAUUGAACAAAUUGCUUAUUCGUUCAACAAGCCCAACUUUUAUAGAGCGAUUGGGACCAUCAGACCCAAAUCUUUCACAACAAGAGACUUUAAUCGAGAGUAACACAAGACUACCGCAAACCUAGCCUGCUA